Molecule: messenger RNA, 1284 nt
Organism: Rhizophagus irregularis DAOM 181602=DAOM 197198
Lineage: Eukaryota; Fungi; Glomeromycota; Glomeromycetes; Glomerales; Glomeraceae
Source: RefSeq, a predicted model, not a curated record
GUAUUCUUCUUAGAGUUCAUUCCUUUAUUUAAAAAAUUUCAGAAUUAUAGAAAAAAAAAAGUAUUUAUUAUUUUUUUUAUAAUACCGAAAUCUCGUGAAAGGGAAAGAAAAUUCAUCGAUAUUUUUUUAAUAAAUUGAUUAUUUAUUUGACGAAUUUUAAACUAUGUCAUAUCCAGGAUUUCAUAAAUAUGUUAAUAGAAUAUACUUAGGAUUAAUAUGUGUAUUAGCAGUGGGUUUACCAAUAUUACAAUUAACUACAAAACAACCCUCAUUAAAAAAUAUUAUUAUAAUAAUUGUUUGCGUGAUCAUUUCUUACAUCGUUUAUUGGCUAAUAGUGCGAUUAAAUUGUUAUGGUACACCGAAUAUAACAGGAAUUAGUGAUUUAAAUCCAAAUAGUAUAUAUAUUCAACCACCACGUUCAAAUAGUUCAACAUCGUCAUCAACAAAUGGUGGCAGUAGUAAUAAUAAUGUACAUCCAACAUUUGCUAGUUAUAGAUUAGGUGGAUUGACAGAAAUUUUUCGUAGAUAUGGUGGUAAUAAUGGAAUUCCUAAUGUGAAUGAUGAUGAAAUUAAUGGUGAAAUGGAUGCAGCAUUAAGACCUCCUCCUCCUGCUUAUAGUACCGCCUUACAAGGUGCUGGUUUACCUCCUCCUUACGCGAGUAGUAAUAAUAUAGAAAUAAAUAUUCACAAUUCAGGAAUCCCUCAAAUGAGCGAAACUCCAAGACGUCCUGUACCUUCUGUUCCAUCUUCAAGUUCUCUAAGACGUCCUGUUCCUCCAAUACCACAACAACAAUCAUCAAUACAAUCCACACAUUCUUUACAAUCUAUACGAUCUACACAUUCUACCACAUCAUCAUUAGAUAGCAUUUCUCAACCACCAAAACGUCCUGUUCCCCCUAUUCCUUCAUCAUCAGUUGAUAACACUUCCCCUUCAUCAUCAGUUGUUAACACUUCCCAAUCACCAAAACGUCCUGUACCCUCUAUUCCCUCAUCAUCAUUUGAUGGCACUUACCAACCAACAAGACGUGCAACUCCCCCUGUUCCCACUUCUUCAUCUUCAUCAUUGCCACCGAGACUAUACAAGAGCAUAAGUUACGAAAAAUAAUAGAAAUUAUACAAUUAAUCAUAAUAAUUUAAUACUAAUUGAUAGAAAAAAUGAUUUGAAUGAAAGAGUUGUUAAUAAGAAUUCGGAAAGAAGAGAAAAGCGAUUAUAAAGACAUUUUCUCACGAUCAAACGUUAGUUUGGUUUAUCUACAACACAAAAAAAAAAAAAAAAAAAAAAAA